UGGCAGUGGGCGUGGCCUCACACCGACACGGAAUGCAGCCUGUGGUUCUGUUUGGCACCUUGCCCCGUUUCGCCACCUGAAGAGGAAAUCACUUCUCUCUGUACUUUAACGGAGCACCGGCUUUUUUUUUUGGACCGAAGUUCAGCGUUUACCCUCCGGACACUGCGAUGCUCUCACCGAGGUUCCUGUUGCUGCGGUCCGCCGCGUCCAUGACGACCAGGUCGUUCUGCACGGGGGGCGCGUUGAAGCAGGGCAGGACGCCGGGCAGGGCGCCAGACAUGAUCGAUGGAAAUCCACUCUUACACGUGUCGAAUGUGCGAAACAGGCUGAGAGAAAUCGUGGGAGCUUCCACCAACUGGAGCGACCACCAGCAGGCCAUGACGGAGCGCGUGUCGCUGUCCAACAUGUUGGCAAACUCUCAGAAGGACCUCCCAGCCAAAACCAUGAAGGACAGCUACCUGGAGGUUCACCUGCCUCUGGGCUCCGAGCCACAGCUCAGAGAGAAGUACCUGACGUACCACAACACCGUCAGGUUUGGUAGAAUCCUGGAGGACUUGGACAGUUUGGCAGUCCUCAUCUCUUACUCUCACACCCACAACCCUGAACUGAAGAGGUCUCCUCUGUCCAUCGUCACCGCCCUGGUGGAUAAAAUCGACAUGAGGCAGCACACCGUCUAUCCUGACUGCGACAUCAAGUUCACGGGUCACGUGACGUGGGUGGGAAAGACCUCGAUUGAAGCCAAGAUGCACAUGUCACAGUACUGUAACGGAGCUUAUGCUCCAGUUCUGGAUGCUACGUUCGUCAUGGUGGCCCGGGAUCCAGAAAACAAGAGGGCAGCUUUUGUAAACCCGCUGAAGCCAGAAGGUCCGGAGGACGAGAAACUCUUCCAGGAAGGAGAAGCGAAUAAAUCUCGCCGCGUGGAGCUCAGCACCGCGUCGCUGCUGAAGGUGGCUCCGACAGACGAGGAGAGGAAGGUCGUGCACAGUCUGUUCCUCAACACGCUGGACACAAAGACGGUCAGUUUCCGCAGCAGAGUCCUGCCUCCAAACUCGGUGUGGAUGGAAGAUGCCAAACUGAAAGGACUGGAGAUCUGCCAUCCUCAGGAGAGGAACAUCUUCAACAGGAUCUUUGGAGGUUUCCUGAUGAGGAAAGCGUACGAGUUAGGCUGGGCCAACGCCUGCUCCUUCGGAGGAUGUCGCCCGAGUCUGGUCGCCGUUGACGACAUCCUCUUCCAGAAGCCCGUGGAGAUCGGCUCGCUGCUGCUGCUCUCGUCACAGGUGUGUUACACUCAGGGGAAGCACAUCCAGGUCAGAGUUCACAGCGAGGUGUUCGACCCGCUGACCCGUCAACACAACACCACCAACGUCUUCCACUACACGUUUGUCUCCGACCGCGACGUCCCGAACAUCAUUCCGAAUACAUACGGAGAGUCGAUGCUGUACCUGGACGGGAAGAGACACUUUAACCAGACGGUGGAGCACUGAGAGUGACGACACGUCUGCUGCCUACCAAAGCCUUCCAGUGUGUGUGUGUGUGUGCGUGUGUGUGCGUGUGUGUGUGUGUGUGUGUGUGUGUGUGUCACAUGGUGACCUGUUUCCUGUUACUUUAUUGGUGGUUUACAGUCACAGUACAACAGACAGCUUUUACAUUGUAGUCACUCUUUGUCUUGUUACCAUGGUGACAGCUCUGACUUCACUGUAUGUUACAUUUUUUACAUUCGCUCGUCGCUUGUACGCACAAAAACACAAACACUCGGCUUUACGUUACUUUUCAUCCUGAAUGUUUCUCUGAGGGUGUUUCUGCUUCCUGACUUUAAAAUGUUUAUUUACUCCAACGCAAUAAAAGAAUUCAUAUUUA
This is a messenger RNA of Larimichthys crocea (large yellow croaker), 1857 nucleotides long. RefSeq names its product acyl-CoA thioesterase 9, tandem duplicate 1 (gene acot9.1). Lineage: Eukaryota; Metazoa; Chordata; Actinopteri; Sciaenidae. The record is from RefSeq and is a predicted model, not a curated record. The coding region runs from base 168 to 1484 and encodes 438 amino acids. Gene Ontology annotation, cellular component: mitochondrion. Gene Ontology annotation, biological process: acyl-CoA metabolic process. Gene Ontology annotation, molecular function: fatty acyl-CoA hydrolase activity. The transcript is spliced from 16 exons.